Molecule: messenger RNA, 5760 nt
Organism: Plasmodium gaboni
Lineage: Eukaryota; Apicomplexa; Aconoidasida; Haemosporida; Plasmodiidae
Product: putative Snf2-related CBP activator
Exons: 5
Coding region: 1-5760 (1919 amino acids)
Cellular component (GO): Swr1 complex
Molecular function (GO): histone binding; ATP hydrolysis activity; ATP-dependent chromatin remodeler activity
Source: RefSeq, a predicted model, not a curated record
AUGAAUGAAAUAAAAUCUGAAAAUAUAUUGCAGACAAGGUCAUUCAAGUUAGGUAUUGAGGAGAUUCAAAAUUUAGGGUCGUCUUAUCUUAUAGAAAACAAUGAAAAACUGGAAAAAUACAAUAACGAAAUCAGUUCAUUGAAAAAAGAACUGGACACUUUAAAUGAAAAAAUGGGGAAAUGUACUACAACGACGAAGAUUGUCGAACCAGCCAAAACUCCUGAAUUUACAUUCUGGUAUUAUGAACUUAAAGAAAUGAAAGGAUUUCAGGAUCUGGUUAUGUAUGAAGUAAAGAAGAAGAAAAAACACUUCAAAGUUUUGAGCCACAGUUGCCUAAAAUAUUUAAGUAAUCGAGAAAAGAUGAAAAUAAAAAAGCAAGAAGAAGAAGAGAAAAGGUUAAAAUUAUAUUCAAAGAAUAUAUCAUCUUAUAUGGAUGUUUUUUGGAAGAAAAUAGAAAAAUUAGUAUGGGAAGAAAAAAAGAGAGAAUUACAACAAACAUUAAAUAAAAAAAAAGAAAUGAGGUUUAAAAAGUUUGUAAAAGAAGCCAUUAAAAAAAUAAAAGAUGCUAGGCAUAAUAAUGCUCAUGAAUUAUUUGAAAAUAAAUAUGUUAGCAUGAGUUCAAAUAAUAAUAGUGAAAUUGUUAAUAAUAAUUCGUCAUCAAUUGAUAAUGGCGAUAAAGAAUUAAAAGAAGAUGAUCUCACGGAUCAAGAAGAAGAAGAUUAUCUCUUGGAUGAACAAAUGAGCUCAACAGGUGAAUCUGAAAACAAAGAAGAAGAAAUUAAUAUGUUAGACGAUGAAGCAAACUUACCAAUUGAAGAAUUAUUGAAAAGAAUGUAUGGUUUUAAAAAUGGAGAGGAUUAUAUAGAUUUUAUUGAAAAUGAAGACGACAUAAAUGAAGAGAAUGUAAAUGAAACGAGUCAUAAUGAUGAAAAAAGUGGAAACAAUAGCAUUGAUGAGAAUGAAACGAGUCAUAAUGAUGAAAAAAGUGGAAACAAUAUCAUUGAUGAUAAUGAAAAUAAUAAUGAGAACAAAAGUGAUGGAAAUCAAUUUAAUCAUGAGACUAAGGAUGAAAUACUUAAUAAUUCCUCGUAUGAACAUAUUGAUAAUAAGAAUUAUUAUGAUAAGACAGGAGAAGAUUACAAAAGUGAUAAGGAGAAUUAUUCAGCAACCCGAUUUAAUAAUAAAUUAAAAAAGGAAAAAUAUGAUGAAUAUGAUACAAAAAUGAAAAUAGAAAAAAGAGAAGAAGAAAACAAAAAUUAUGAAAAGGAUGAAAAUCAAAGUGAUAAUUAUGAUAAUGAAAAAAUAAAUAAAAAAAAUGAAUUGAUAUUAUUAAAAAAUGAAAUUCAAAACGAUUCGGAUGAUGCAUCUGAACAUAUAAAACGAGAUAGUGUAUCGUCUUGUCAAAAAAUUAGUGAAAAGAAAAGAAGAAUUAUAAAAGAUGAAUAUAAUUUAAGAAGAACAAAAAUAGCUAAAAGUAAACUAUCUAGCAACAACAGCAAUAGUGAUAAUAAUAGUGAUAAUAAUAGUGAUGAUAAUAAUAAUAAUAAUAAUAGUGAUGAUAAUAAUAAUAAUAAUAAUAAUAAUGUUAAUAAUAAUAGUGAUGAUAAUAAUAAUAGUGAUGAUAGUGAUGAUAUGUUAACGUGUAAUAUGGAUGAAAAACAUUUAACAAAAAUACCUCCUAUUAUUAAAGCAACAUUAAGAGAUUAUCAACAUGCAGGAUUACAUUGGUUAUUAUAUUUAUAUAAAAAUAAUAUUAAUGGUAUAUUAGCUGAUGAAAUGGGCUUAGGCAAAACAUUACAAUGUAUAUCUUUGUUAAGUUACUUAGCUUAUUAUUUAAAUAUAUGGGGUCCUCAUUUAGUAAUAGUACCAACAUCUAUAUUAAUAAAUUGGGAAAUUGAAUUAAAACGUUUUUGUCCUUGUUUUAAAAUAUUAUCUUAUUAUGGAAAUCAGAAUGAAAGAUAUAAGAAAAGAGUUGGAUGGUUUAAUAAAGAUUCUUUUCAUAUAUGUAUUUCUAGCUAUUCAACUGUUGUUAAAGAUCAUUUAGUUUUUAAACGGAAAAGAUGGAAAUAUAUAAUAUUAGAUGAAGCUCAUAAUAUAAAAAAUUUUAAUACAAAACGUUGGAAUAUUAUAUUAAGCUUAAAAAGAGAUAAUUGUUUAUUAAUUACAGGUACACCCUUACAAAAUAGUUUAGAAGAAUUAUGGUCUUUACUUCAUUUUCUUAUGCCAAAUAUAUUUACAUCCCAUUUAGAUUUUAAAGAAUGGUUUUCAGAUCCUUUAAAUCUAGCUAUAGAAAAAAGUAAAAUUCAUCAUUCCAAAGAAUUAAUUAAUAGAUUACAUACUGUUAUACGUCCAUAUAUUUUAAGAAGAUUAAAAAAAAAUGUAGAAAAAGAAAUGCCAAAUAAAUAUGAACAUAUUAUUAAAUGUAAAUUAACAAGAAGACAACAAAUUUUAUAUGAUGAAUUUAUAAAUAAUAAAAACGUACAAAAUACAUUAAAUACAGGGAAUUAUAUAGGAUUGAUGAAUAUUUUAAUUCAACUCAGAAAAGUAUGUAAUCAUUGUGAUUUAUUUACCAAUAAAUAUAUACAAACACCAUAUUUUUAUAUGUUAUCUAUUCGAUAUUUUAUACCUCGCUUUUUUAUCUUAUUUGAAAAAAAUUAUUAUGCAGAUUUUUAUUUAAUACUUUUUCUUCAUAAUGAAUUUACAUCUUUGGGGGGUCAAACAGUUAACAAACAAUCAAACACAUCUUCUACAUCAUUUGACCUUGCUCAUAUAUUAACAAAAAAUAACACUAAUGAUAUGUAUCAUCAUAAUCAUAUUUCUCAAUUGUAUGAUAAUAAUAAAAAUUAUAAUUAUCAUCCAAAUGAUCAUAUUAAUAAUAUGAAUAAUAAUCCAUCUGGAUUUACAAGAAAUUCUGAACACUUUUGUGAAAAUAUAUCAAAUGAAAGACAUAAUAGUUAUCAGAUGAUGGAUCAUCAAAAUAUGAAUAAUAUAUUCUCAAAAGAAUUCAUAAAUUCCUUUACAAAUCAUGAUAGGUCGAAUAAUAAUUUUUAUAAAUUUACUCACACGGCUAACAAUAAUGAGACACAAAUGGGUAUUUGUGAUAACAAACAAUGUGAUCAGAAUAGGUUUGGCGUAGAUACAUUGAGCAAUAUGAAUAGGAGUGAGAAUGAAGAAAAUAAGUCUUUGAAUGAUUUAAAGGAAUAUAACAAUAAUAAUAAUAUUAAUAGUAAUAUAUGUACAGGUGAUUAUCCAUCUGAUAUUAUUAAUCAUAGGAAUGCUUUUCUUUCCAUACUAAAACAGAUGAAUCCAAAUAACCCCCUUAACAGCGACAAUAAUAAUAAUAAUAAUAAUAAUAUGUAUCAUUUGAACAGAUGUAAUAGUCGUAAUAGUCGUAAUAGUCGUAAUAGUCGUAAUAGUGGAAAUAGUCGUUAUAGUCGUAAUAGCUCACUCUCUAAUAUUUUUUCAUCCAAUGCAAGUAGAAUGAAUUCAUUCCCAUUAGAUGUGCUAUACACGAAAAGUUUUAUGAAUCAAAAUGAUUUAGAUAAUAAUCCUUCUUCUGUUAACAUAAUUAUAGAAGAUGUUCAUAGUUAUCUUUAUAAUAAUAUAUAUAAAGAAUAUAUUCCUAAGAAUAUAUUAAGUUUUUCUGAUGAAUUUCUAACAGAAUUAAAUAAUAAUUAUGAUAUUCUUUCUUUAUAUAUUGAUCCAUAUAAUAGAUAUAAAAGUUAUAAUGAAUAUCUUUAUAAAAUGAAAGAAGAAGGAGGAACCUUAUCAUCAAAUCAACAAUCAUUAAGCGAUAUAGGUAAUAAACAUAUGUAUCAUAAAAAUAUAUCUAAUGAAAAUACACAUAUUAAAAAUAGGAAAAAAUUUAUAUACAAAUAUAAUAACAUGUUUAAAGUAAUUAAUAAUGAUACACAAUAUCAAAAUAUUUUUACGGAUGAAACAAAUAAUAAUAGUUAUUAUAAUUCUUUGGAACAUAAUUUAUGGAUUAAAAGAAAUCAAAUAGAUGAAAAAAAAAAAGAACAAGAAGAUGAAAAGAAUAAAUAUUAUAAUGUAUGUAUGAAUAAUUUGUAUAUAUUAAAAAAUGAAAGAAUCCCUAUCUUUGGUAAAAAUUUUCUAGAUCUAAUUAAGAAAGAAUUUACAAAAGAUAAAAGUAUUGUUUAUAAUUAUAUGAACAAUAUUCCUAUUGAUUAUUAUUCAUCUAUGAGGGAAGUAUCGGUUGAAGAUAUUUAUGAAAAAGAUAACAAAAAGAGAAAAUAUAUAAGAGAAAAGAGAUCAAACAAGAGGAUUAAAAAAAAAAAAAACAGUCAAGAAGAUGAUAGUGAUAUUGACAAUAAAAAUAGUAUUGACAUGGAAAUACAAAUAAAUGAUGAUGAACAAAACAAUAAUAAUGAUCAAGAACAAUAUUAUUAUGAUGAUGAACAAAAGAAUAAUAUUGAUGAAGAACAAUAUUAUUAUGAUGAUGAAGAUAUGAAUUCUAAUUUGUCAUCUAAUGUAUAUACAAAUGUUGAUAUGUCGUUACAAAAUUUUAUUCAUUCGAAAUAUGAUAAUCCAAUGAUGAACUUGUCUUAUGUUCUUGAGUCUUUAUUUCCUAAUAUGGAACAGUUUUUAAAAAAGAAUGAAAAGAUGAUACAUAAUUUUACUUUAAUAAAUAAUCCAUCAGUUAUAUGUAAAAGUCAUGAUAUAAGAAUAAAUAAUAAUUUAAUAAAUUAUAGCAAUGAUAAAAUGAAUCCAAUAAUUAUACAAAUAAAAAAUGCAACCAGAGUAUAUCAUGAUGCUUUUUUAAAACAAUCAAUUAUAUUUCCAUUAAAUAAAGAUAUAUCAUUAGGAAGUGGUAAAUUAUGUGCGUUAGAAAAAUUAUUAAGUAAAUGUAAAAGAGAAGGAAAUAAAUGUUUAUUAUUUACACAGUUUAUUAAAAUGUUAGAUAUAUUAGAAAUAUUUUUAAAUCAUUUAAAUUAUUCAUUUAUAAGAUUAGAUGGAUCAACAAAAGUAGAACAACGUCAAAAAAUUGUUACCAAAUUUAAUAAUGAUAAAUCAAUUUUUAUAUUUAUAUCUUCAACACGUAGUGGUAGUAUAGGUAUUAAUUUAACAGCAGCAAAUGUAGUAAUUUUUUAUGACACAGAUUGGAAUCCUUCAAUUGAUAAACAAGCUAUGGAUAGAUGUCACCGCAUUGGUCAAACAAAAGACGUACAUGUUUUUAGAUUUGUUUGUGAAUAUACUGUAGAAGAAAAUAUAUGGAAAAAACAAUUACAAAAAAGGAAAUUAGAUAAUAUUUGUAUAAAUAUGGGAAAUUUUAAUAACUCAAAUACACAUUCAAAAAUAACAGAUACAGAUCCUACAAAUAAUAAGGACUGGUUUACAAACGUUGAUACCAUCAAAGAAGUAUUCAUUAACAAAAAAAAUAAUGAUGAUGACGAUGAUAUGUAUAAAGAUAGAUUAUUACAUGAGCAGGUGGAAAACAAGGAUAAAAUGAAUGUCCGUUUUGAGAAAACAUUAGAACAUGUUGAGGAUAAGGAUGACAUACGUGCAUUAAAUGAGACUAAAAAGGAGACACAGAAUGAGAUAUCUCAAAAUAUGCAGGACUUUACUACUCGUAAUGACUUUCAAGACAGCUAUAACCUCACCUCGUACUGCUUUAAUUUCUUAAACGACAAUCUAACAGACUCUUUAAAACAACAAAUUGAUGAAAUGAGAAUGAAAAUAGAAAUUGAAAUGAUGAAUACUGGAGAUGAAAAUAUGUCCCUUAAUGACUCAUCAAAUUAA